UCUAAAUCCAAUUCUCUCUUCAAUGGCCUUCUCCAAAACUCUCUCACUUUCUCUCUGCAUUUUCUUCCCAUGUUUUCUCUCCCUCUCUCAAGCUUAUACUUUCUACGUCGGUGGAAAAGACGGUUGGGUUCUCAAUCCCUCUGAGAGCUACGACAUUUGGGCUAAUCGAAACAAGUUUAGAGUAAAUGACGUUCUGGUGUUCAAAUAUCCAAGAGGGUCGGAUUCUGUGGCGGUGGUUGGUAAAGAGGAUUAUGAUAAAUGUGAUUUGAAUAAUCCGAUAAUGAAAUUGGAAGAUGGGAAUUCGGAGUUCAAAUUUGAUCGUUCUGGAGCUUUUUAUUUUGCUAGCGGGAAACGGGGGAAGUGUGAAAAUGGCCAGAAAAUGGUGGUGGUUGUUAUGUCUCAGCGUUCUUUUUCUCUAUCCUCCAAACUGGCCUCCACGCCGCCAGAGAUUUCACCUACUUUGCCACUGUCCUCGUCAGGCACACUCGGUUCGCCUAUGCCCUCGUCAGACACACUCGGUUCGCCUAUGCCCUCGUCAGCCACACUCGGUUCGCCUAUGCCCUCGUCAGACACACUCGGUUCGCCUAUGCCCUCGUCAGACACACUCGGUUCGCCUAUGCCCUCGUCAGACACACUCGGUUCCCCUAUGCCCUCGUCAGACACACUCGGUUCCCCUAUGCCCUCGUCAGACACACUCGGUUCGCCAUUGCCAUCGUCAGAGACGCUCGAUCAGGAUCCGAACUCGUUCGAUCAGACGCUCGAUCAAGAUCCGACCCCGUCCGAUCAGACACUCGAUCAAGAUCCGACCCCGUCCGAUCAGAUGCUUGAUCAGGCUCCGACCCCAUCCGAUCAGACGCUCGAUCAGGAUCCCACCCCGUCCGAUCAAACGCUCAAUCAGGACCCGACCCCGUCCGAUUCGACAGGGGAUACGUCGCAAUCGUUCCAGGCAUCCGGUUCAGAGCAGCCGAUGUCGGAGACAAUGAAUUCGGAGGCACAGUCGUCGGACACAUCUGGUUCUUAUUAUGGAGGAAGCUCUUCGUCAGACUCAUACGGUUCGUCGUCUCCUUACGAUUCGGGUGGGACAGAACCCUCAACCGGUACUUUGACACCAAUCGCUCCAUCGGUAUCACCCUCUUCCGCCACCACUCCUGGAACAUCCCCCGCGAGUUCACCAUCUUCAGAAUCUGGAUCUCCGGCAAAAUCACCAGAGGGAGAAGCACCAGCACCGGCGGGAGAAGCACCAGCACCGGCGGGAGAAGCACCAGCACCGGCGGGAGAGGCACCAGCACCGGCGGGAGAGGCACCAGCACCGGAGGGAGAAGCACCAGCACCGGAGGGAGAAGCACCAGCGGAGGGAGAAGCACCAGCGGAGGGAGAAGCACCAGCGGAGGGAGAAGCACCGGCGGAGGGAGAAACACCGGCGGAGGGAGAAACACCGGCGGAGGGAGAUACACCGGCGGAGGGAGAUACACCAGCUGAUGAUUCGUUUGCCAAAGCUUUAUCUCCGUCAAUAAAUUUGUUGGGUUCCAUUACAGUUGUGUUAAGCAUGGUCAUCAAUGGCAGAAUGAUUACGACGAACUUCACUUAAACCAGAAGAAGAAGAAGGAAAAUUAUUAUUGUUGUUGCCGCCUCCGACGACUGCUGCUAUAUACUACUACUACUUAGGGUUUGUGAAAAGAUUUCUCCAAUAAUAUGCCUUUUUCUUUUU
Messenger RNA from Cucumis melo (muskmelon), 1708 nucleotides. RefSeq lists its product as uncharacterized. Gene Ontology annotation, cellular component: plasma membrane. Bases 23 to 1588 code for a protein of 521 amino acids. The transcript has 2 exons. The record is from RefSeq and is a predicted model, not a curated record. NCBI's taxonomy places the organism in Eukaryota, Viridiplantae, Streptophyta, Magnoliopsida, Cucurbitales, Cucurbitaceae. Gene Ontology annotation, molecular function: electron transfer activity.